Sinocyclocheilus anshuiensis is the source of this 788-nucleotide messenger RNA. RefSeq names its product sushi, von Willebrand factor type A, EGF and pentraxin domain-containing protein 1-like. NCBI's taxonomy places the organism in Eukaryota, Metazoa, Chordata, Actinopteri, Cypriniformes, Cyprinidae. The transcript has 3 exons. The record is from RefSeq and is a predicted model, not a curated record. Bases 192 to 722 code for a protein of 176 amino acids.
AUAGCCUUUAAAGAAUACAGUUCCUAAUGCAAAUUGUUUUUCUAUAUUAUUCACAUAAUGACUUCUACGAUAUGAGACAACAGAACAAGGAAACACUGAUUAGAAAAUGAGUGGGAGACGUUCAGAAGAAGAGAACUGAAGAGAUAUAGACAACUUAUGUUUUGGAGAAGAAUUUCCACCAUUAAAACAACAUGAAACUAGGAAAUCUUCUGCUGCUGUUUCUGGGGUCCUUGAAUGUGGUGUUCACUCGAGCGCCUUUAACUGCAUUUACUGAAAGAACAGCUGUGGAGGAAGAUCUAGGAAGCGGUCUGUUGGAGGUGGAACAGGAGGAUGAACUGGAGGACACUUACUGGUCCGGGACAGCCCCCCUUUGUUUUGGAGGGUGUAAAGGCAGACACUGGGAGCUCAAGAGAGACAACUGUGGAGAUUCAGACUGCUGCUGGGUGGGAUACAAAUCCUUCUAUAGAGUGAAUUGUGGAAAGCCUGAUGUGGACUUUAAUGGGAUGGUGUAUGGGAGUGAUUGGUGGGUGGGUUCUGUAGUGCGGUACGACUGCAGGCCAGGGUUCGUGUUGGUGGGAGAUCCUGCCCGAGCCUGUCAGUCCAAUGGGAAAUGGACACCCAAACCGUCCUGUCUCAGUAAGUCCUGGUCUGGCUGGACGUUGCACACAAAUGAUGGAAUUACCCAGAAAGUGCACACAAAACUGAGACCUAAUCUGUCUUAAUCUCAUGUACUGUUUGUAUAGUAUAUGAGAGACUGAACACAAACUAAAGUAGUUAUAGUUAGUACU